This is a messenger RNA of Nematocida minor, 3330 nucleotides long. RefSeq lists its product as uncharacterized. Lineage: Eukaryota; Fungi; Microsporidia. The transcript has a single exon. The record is from RefSeq and is a predicted model, not a curated record. The coding region runs from base 1 to 3330 and encodes 1109 amino acids.
AUGAAACAAACAGAAGAAAAGUACGCGCCAUUGGUGCUAACAGGGUUAUCCAUGCUGAAAGAAGACACACAUCCCGCUAUUCUAGAGGGGUGCAAAAAAGAAACAGGGUUUAUAGGUGUAAAUAACUUCAGGAAAACAAGAAACAUUUUCGGGCUCUCGCAGCCAACAACCGAAGGUAUCCACAAUCUCGUGAAUUUUUAUAAGAAAAAGAUUGUUUGGAUCAACCUGCGAGAAGAGCCCGUUAUCUACAUAAAUGGCCUUCCUUUUGUUCUAAGAGAUAAAAAGGCGCCUUUUUCAAACAUCAAAUCUUUUGUUGGAAUAUCUUUCAAAAGAAUGGAGGAGAUGGAGGAGCGGCUGAAAAAAGACAUCGAGCAGCUGUCGCAGAAGUCCGACGGGUUUAUAAAGGUGUACACGGAAAAAACACCAAAGACCCUGUGGCUCAACAACAUGUAUGUCCGAGAGGUGGAGACCGUCAGAGAUAUUUUCAACCGAGUGGGAAACAUCAAGUACUACAGAAUACCCAUAACCCGGAUGAACAGCAAGGAAUCCUUCAUAUCGGCCCUGGACACUGUUCUUAAUAAAAUCCAAAAGAAAGAGGACUACCAGGACUAUGUGAUAGGGUUUAACUCAAGCAAUGGGCUGGAGAAGACGUCGUAUGGAAUGAGCGUGUGUCUGAUCCGAGAGCUGAUAAACAGCGAGCCAGCCAUCGAAGAGCAGAAACUGUCUACCUUUUCAAGAGUGCUGGAAGUGCUGGAAAAAGUGCACACAAAAGAUAAUCUAUCUAGUUUUUUGAUAAAAACAGGAAACGUUGUGCCUAUCUUGGAAAAAGCCAUAAAAGGAAAAUAUACGAUAAUAGAGCGGCUGAUCCAUGCAAUGAACCUGGCAGACAUCAAGCCCUUUGUGAAUAUGAUUUUCAGCGAGAUAGAGUACAAUAUUCUCCCUGCCUUGCUGGAGAACGUUCUUACAUUCCAGUGCUACAGAAACAGAGAAUCACUAAAAAAAUCAGGCGUUCUUUUGGAAAGAUACAUUUCACUGGUUCUGUAUGCCAUAUACAGGAAAGAAGGUAUAGAGCACUCGUUCAUAGACUGGAUCACUGGCUCGCCAAUCAUCCAGGGAGUGAUCAAUGAGGUGGCAAUUAAAAGCCCAAAUAAAAAUAUAUUUCUUCCCGCUGUUAUCAACCAGAAAAGCAGCACCGACGAGGAGUGGACAGCCAUCAUAGGCGCAAGCACAGUUCUCCGGGCAGACAAAGAUCAAAACGAGAUACUCGCAAAAAAAGUUCUGAAAGCUGAAAAAGAGAAAGAUCUGAUUAUUGAAAUGCACCAGCCCAAUAUUGACACAGACUUGUCUUUUUUGAAAACUCCUGCCAUAUGGAUCAACUUAAGAGCCGAGCCAAUUGUCUAUAUAGAGGGAGUGCCUCACUCGGAGAGAGAAAGAAUAGAGCCAAACCAUAACAUAAAAGCACCAUCGGGCAUAACAGAUGAACUUGUGAACAACCAGGAAGAAAUACUCAUACGAAGGAUCCAGAACGAGGGAAGCCAGCUGCAGGGAGAAAUACUUUUGUUCGUAACAGAGUCUAACAAGAUAAAAACAAAAAGAGCAAAUGUAAAAGAAAAGAAAGUGCAGACAUGCAGAGAGUUUAUAUCAGAGCUAAAAAUGGUAAACUACAUGCGAAUUCCUAUGAUUUCCAAGGCUCCUCUUAACCCAAAUAUAGUUGAUAUGGUGUACGCUGUGCUAGCUAGCAACAAUGGAAUGCCAGUUAUUUUGCAGGCCACAGGGUAUCUGGGAAGAACAAGAAUCAUAAAAACGCUGGCAGAUGUCAUCAGAAGAACAAAAGAAAUGCAGAGCAAAAAAGAUGUGCUAGAUCGGCUGGCACGGCCUGUUCUUAUACGGUCGAUAGAGACUCUUAUCAGAAUAUUGUGCAACGGAAUUGUGUCUGAAAUAAUAGUGAGAGAAGCGUGGACUCGGAUAGAAGGGAAAGACAUAUACGAUAUGUACAGCACAGGCCAUCUGUCCUCAAAGCAUCUCAUAAAUUACAUACUACUAAUAUCGCUGGCCUCGUAUAUACUCGAAGAGAGUACAAUCUCGUUUAGAAAAUGGAUAAAUCAGAGAAAAGACAUCCUAAACCUCUACAAAAGCAUAGAAGAUAUUGAAAAUACACUGGAGAUAGAUAGUGUGUGCAACCUGGACGAGCAAAUACAGAAGAACAUUGACAUGUGUGUGGAAAACAAAACUGAGCUAAUAAACAGACCGUGGGGACAAGUGCUGACUCCUCACACAAUUCUUAAAAAUGAUUUUUUUCCUGCACUAAGAGUCCUACAAACAGACACAAUAGACAUAAAAGGAUGCUGCAACUUCAGAACAGUAGAGUUUAACGAAGACAUCACAGUGGGCCUAGCGCAGCCAACAGCCUGGGGUGUGCAGUCGCUGGUAGAAUACUUCAAUCCCUCGGAGUUUAAGGUGCAGAGUGUCAGUGUAAGAGAAAAUGGCGCUCAUGAAUACAAUGCGAGAAAUAGAGAAGUGCACUGGUUUUGUCUGCGGCAGGAGCCAGUUGUAUAUGUGAAUGGGUUUCCCUUUGUUCUUCGCACAACUGAUCUAGUCUAUGAAAAUGUGAUCACUGAAGGCAUCAACAGAAAAUGGGUGGAAGACAUGGAGGAAAGAAUGAAAAAUGACUGCAUUGAAGAAUCUGCAAAAGAAGGUCUGAUUUUGCACAACGAAGUGAUAAUCGACAAUGAAGCAGAGCUGUCUGCUGAAAAGGCAACGGGAAGCAGCAUUCUGACUCCUAAAGAAGUAUUUGUGAACCGAACGCUAAAGUACUAUCGAAUGCCAAUAUCAGACGAGCAAACGCCUCUACCUGAAAUAUUCGAUGAACUGCACAAAAUAAUUUUGUCCAUUCCAAAGCCCAGAAUUCUCGUGUUUUCUUGCCAGAUGGGCAGAGGUAGAACUACAACGGGCAUGGUGAUAGCACGUCUUAUUGCCUUCACAGAGAGCCUUAACGAAGCUUCUUCAGAUAGCAGAAAGAGAAUACUGGAGGAGAAAAGAUCUCAGGUAGUAUAUGAAGACCAGUACAGAGUCAUAUCAAAACUCAUACAAGUGCUCCCGAUGGGCCGAGAGAGCAAAAACCUGGUGGACUCCAUCAUUAAGGAGUGCAGCCACAUCCAGAACAUAUACGAAGCAAUUGCGCAGCGUAAGGACAACACUGGAUAUCUGAUAAGAUACUUUUAUCUUGUGUGCUUUGGCUCUUUCCUCUUGGAGAAAGAAGAGAAAACAUUUGCUAGGUAUCUUAGCGAUAGAAUAGAAAUAGAUGUGAUUGCCAACGAAAGAGAAUACUAG